AUGGGAAUACCUUCAGGGAGGGAAGGUUGUGUGGAGUUCGAGCUAGGCUGGGGCGGAGUGGGUCUGACCUCGUUUUCGCAACUUGGUCGUCCUGUCGAUGCGACAAUCAACAAUCGACCUUGCACACCAACCAUCUUUGUCAGCGUUGCCAUGCCUUCGUACAGCCUCAAAAUGCCAACUGUACGCAUUCCCACAAUUGUCGAAGGCAUCGUAAAUGGGAAGUAUAAUUGGGGAAUGCACCCUAUCAACUGUCCGCGACAGAGGACAUCGUCCAAGGUAACUUCUUCAAAGUCGCCUUGA
Molecule: messenger RNA, 300 nt
Organism: Protopolystoma xenopodis
Lineage: Eukaryota; Metazoa; Platyhelminthes; Monogenea; Polystomatidea; Polystomatidae
Source: the annotation of a GenBank genome assembly